AGGCCUUGAACUCACUAUGUAGCCCAGCUCAGUGCUGGGAUUAUAAAUGUAUGCCACCACGCCCUGGGUUGUGGUGGUUUUGGACGUCGGCAGAGUCUCACCGCCCAGCACCCCUGCCAGCUCGGCUCUGAAGAGGUCAGGGUGUUUUUAUUGUUGUUUUGUUUUGUGUUGAGGGGGCGUGGAUUGAGGCAAGGUCACCUUAUGUAACUCAGGCUGGCCUCAAACUUGCGAUCCUCCUGUCUCAACCUCCUGAGUGCUGAGAUUGCAGAAGUGCAUUAUGGCUUGUUUUUAAAAUAUUAUUUUUAUUGCAGGAGACACUAAGAAAACAGAAAAAUCCCAAAAUCAAUAUAGCCCAUAAGGAACCCAGAUUCUUCGUACUCAAGAAAUAGCAGAGGCGGUAGGAGCUUCUCUCUUGGCUGGCUCAGUUGCCCUCAGAAUUCUUGCGGGAGAAGUCCUGUUUAAUGCCCCCCUACUUUGCUCCUCAGCCUGGAAAUCCCUUUAUCGGCACUCCCUGCCCUGCGGUUUGGGCUGUUCGGUAACCUGCCGGCUCCAGCUGACGGCAGGAUCAUCCGAGGCAAAUGAGACAGUGCAGAUUCGUGGGCCCAGCCCCACCAGAGAGGUCUGGCUCCUUAGGUGUACCUUGAGGCUCGGCCCUCCCCCGCCCCUUGAGUGUCUAAAGGCUGUUGAAGGGAUUAGGGAGCCGCCGUUCUCAGGCAUUCGGAAGUCUGGCCACCAGAGGGCGCAGCAGGCCGGGCUUGGCGGCUCUCCUUUACGGUCUAGUUCCUGCAGACAGGUUGAGGUCAUCAAGGACUUGCUGGACCGCCAGCCGGCGAAGGUUGAGCUGUGUCCAGGUGGGGUGGAGCUUCCCCAGGCGCAGGAAGCGCGGUGGCUCAAAGAGAGGCUCGCAGCCAGCACUGGGCUCCUGCUGGGGCCCUGGUCCUUGUUCACCUGGACUCCAGAGCUCAGAGAGGCCAGGGCCAGGCCUGGAAUCUGGGUCAACCUCUAGGGGCACUAUUUACCCAACUCCGAACUCAGUGUCUGUCGGUCGAUUCUGAGGAAAACGGAAUUCCAAUUAAGGGCAAAGACUUGAAAAGCUGCUUUGCCUCCCAGCGCUGGGCUUUGUCUCAGCAGGGCUGCGGGAAAGGGUGGACCCCAGAAGUCCAGCUGCUUGUCGACUCUGAGUGCCCAGGGAUGGGACGGGGACUGCUGGCCAGGGAUGGAUGCCAGCCGGCGGUACCCUGGUUCCGCAGCUGCGGGUAGCCCUGGUGAUUCAGCUUCCUUCUGCUGCCCCAGAUGGGGCACCGCCCUGGGCUGGGAGGAAGGCGGAUGCUGGGGUAGAAGGGGCGAUGGAAAGACCGUAAGGGACCCCGUGGUCCAGCUCUGCUGGCUGUCGAGAUCACACAAGACAGCUGGCCGGGGAUCAGUCGAGCCUGGAACUUGUCCUAGGAUGUAGCCUGUGGGUCCCUCUUCAAUGCCCUAUUCCAUGAAGACGGCUCUGCGGGAUACUCCGGUGUCUCCAGCACUGUGUGGGGUCUCCGUGGGGAACGCUGGAGAGAGAGGGCCCUAGUCUUCAGCCGAGGCGGGGGCAGACAGGCUAGGGUGACAGCUCCAGCCAGGGGUCUCUAAACUGCGGACAGCCGAGGCGGGAGGAGGAGCCAAGCGGGCUGCCCGGCCGAUGGGGGCGGGGCUCCGAGCGCUGCCUGGAGGCGGGGCGAGACUGUCCGGGUUCCCGGGCGGGGCCUGGCCGGGGCGUCGCUGGGGUCUCAGCCCUGCUUUACCCGUGCCGGCGCGGAAGAGGGUGGGCUGAGAGCGCCCCGCUGGACUGGGCUGGGCUGGGCUUUAAGCCGGGCGGGAGCCUGGAGCCACAGCCUCGGUGGAGCAGCCUGGAGGCACAUCCCGGCCGGAGCGCAGGCCGUGGGGGAGCCAAGCCGAGCUCGGCUCCUGGCACGGAUCGGAGCAGCGCGCGGGGGCCCGCGUGUCAGCCCGUCUCCCCGCCGCUGUCGGAGGCAGCGAGCCGCCACUUCCCGGGUACCACCAGGCGCGGAGCCCUCAUCGUGUCUGCCGGGCCUGCUCACCGCCUGAGCACGCAGGAGGACCGGGAAUCAAGAUCUCCACCCUCACGGCCUGGGGACGGAAGAGGAAAAAAGGAAAAAGGAUUCCACCGAACAGCACAGCGUGGACGCUGGGCGAGGAGGAGAGCGGAGACCUCACCUGGCCCCGGGAAGCGGUGUACGGAGCUUCCUAGGCCAGGCUUGGACACCAGCGUUCCCAGCCAGCGGCCACGGUCUCGGCUCUGCCCGUUCUGAGACACCAGAUCUCCAGACCUCCGCUGGCCAAAGCCUGGAAGAACCUCCGUGCCCUCACCUGAGACUGGCCCAGGGCCCAAGACACAGUAUCUGGCCGAGCCCAAAGCUGGGAUCUCUGGUGGCCUGGAGCUGGUCGCUGGGGAGGCUGCCUCCUGCUCCAGCCCCACUGGUGCGGAUGUGCCGCUGUCCUCCGGAGCACCAUGAAGGCAGGAUGACCUCAGCCGAAGCAGAAGCAGUGACUGGAAGUGCUCGGGUGGCUGGACCCCCUGAGUGGUCCCCUAGCAGCCCCCAGGUCCUCAGGCGCCCUGGCAGGGCCCGGGUGGCUGUGGCGGCGCUGGUGUGGCUGCUGGCAGGGGCCAGCAUGUCAAGCCUUAACAAGUGGAUCUUCAUGGUGCACGGCUUUGGUCGGCCCCUGCUGCUCUCGGCACUACACAUGCUGGCGGCAGCUCUGGCGUGCCACUGGGGGGCACGGCGCCCCGUGCCGCAGAGCACCCACCGCCAGGUGCUGCUGCUCAGCCUCACCUUCGGCACCUCCAUGGCCUGCGGCAACGUGGGCCUAAGCACUGUGCCCUUGGACCUGGCGCAGUUGGCCACUACCACCACUCCACUGUUCACACUGGCCCUGUCUGCGCUGCUGCUUGGCCGGCGCCACCACCCGCUGCAGUUUGCUGCCAUGGGCCCUCUCUGCCUGGGGGCUGCCUGCAGCCUGGCCGGAGAGCUCCGGGCACCCUCUGCCGGCUGUGGCUUCUUGCUGGUGGCCACCUGCCUUCGAGGCCUCAAGUCCAUUCAGCAGAGUGCCCUGCUACAGGAGGAGAGGCUGGAUGCGGUGACCUUGCUGUAUGCUACCUCUAUGCCCAGCUUCUGCCUGCUGGCAGGCGCCACCCUGGUGCUGGAGGCUGGUGUGGCCCUGCCACCCGCGCCCGCUGACUCCCGCCUGUGGACCUGUGUGCUGCUCAGCUGCGUCCUGUCUGUGCUCUAUAACCUGGCCAGUUUCUCCUUGCUGGCGCUCACCUCUGCUCUCACUGUGCAUGUCCUGGGCAACCUCACUGUUGUGGGCAACCUUGUCUUGUCCCGGCUUCUGUUUGGCAGCCACCUCAGUGCCCUCAGCUACGUGGGCAUCGCACUUACCCUUUCAGGAAUGUUCCUUUACCACAACUGCGAGUUUGUGGCCUCGUGGGCAGUCCGCCGGGGACUGUGGCAGAGAGACCAGCCGGGCAAGGGACUUUGAGACCUGGGGAAGCUUGUGAGUCCCACCUCAGACAGCCCCAGUCCGACCUCGGCCAAUGGCUGUGGGAACAGUGGCGAGCAGGCAGCUGCUACUGGGGCCAAGAGAGACGGGAACAGGGUCUCCCUCCCUGCCUGCCUCACCUUGUCACAGACCCCACCCACCACUGGAUGGUGGGUCCAAACCAGGCACGGUCGCUGUGCCUGUCGGGGUAAUCAUUUCAUUAAUAUCAACUACUAUGCCAAAAUUUGCUGGGCAAACUUUGACAACUUCAGCGGGUUACGAUGACCGUGAUGGUGGUAAUUCUUGACGGUUGCACAGUCCUCCCUCCAGCAGGGAGGGCAGCGGAGAAAGGGCUUCUUCCGGGGAGUUGGGACAGUCUGUGCCAACUCCAGGCAGCUGCUGUGGCCUCACUCCUGGGCCCCCCAGUUUUGGGUCUUCCGUCCUUAAAUAAACUAUUUUUGCUUGGA
Messenger RNA from Chinchilla lanigera (long-tailed chinchilla), 4001 nucleotides. It is a transcript of the gene Slc35e4, whose product is annotated as solute carrier family 35, member E4. Bases 2482 to 3534 code for a protein of 350 amino acids. The record is from RefSeq and is a predicted model, not a curated record. NCBI's taxonomy places the organism in Eukaryota, Metazoa, Chordata, Mammalia, Rodentia, Chinchillidae. Gene Ontology annotation, cellular component: Golgi apparatus. The transcript is spliced from 2 exons. Gene Ontology annotation, molecular function: antiporter activity.